GAAUAUACUUCGUAAAAUAUACGUCGUGUGCGUGCGAAUUACGCGAGUGUGCAGAGUGAAUGAAGGUGUUAAUUUAUUCUCGUCAUUAUUAUCCUCGUCGUCGUCGUCGUUGUUCUUAGUUGUGAUAUUGAUAUGAAGAAGCUUUUAUUAGUGAGCAUAUUUUUUUUUGCAAAUGCCGAAGUUCUCAUAACCGACGUCGACCAACCGAUACCCAUCACCGAGGUUUCAGCGGUGGCGGGGUUCAAGGCCCGGCUACCGUGCCAUGUGACCCCAUCUUCCAGAGGCGACGUUCUCUUCAUGGUUCUCUGGUACAAUGAGAAGGUCGACGGCGAGCCUGUUUACAGCCUCGAUGUACGAGGGCGAGGCUUCGAUCAAGCCAAGUUAUGGUCCGAUCCAAACGGCUUCGGCAGACGUGCCCUGAUGAAUGUCAACGCCAGUCCAGCCGAGCUGGUCAUCGACGAUCUGCUGGUCUCUGACGCAGGCGUCUACAGAUGCAGGGUGGACUUCAAGAACAGUCCGACCAGAAACGUGAAGAUCAAAUUGAACGUGAUCGUCCAGCCAGAUCAGCCAGUGGUGUUGGACGCGAAUCGGCGAACGAUCGAGAAAGUAUCACCGAUAUACAACGAGGGUUCAAAUUUGACCCUGUUCUGUGAGACGUGGGGUGGAAGUCCACCUCCAAGGCUGACAUGGUACCUUGGUAACGAAGUGAUGGACGACACCUAUUACAGGGAGAAAGACGAGGUCACUGUGAACCGUCUGGACAUUCACAGGAUAACAAGGACGUUCUUUGGAGCUCGAUUGGUGUGCUUGGCCAGUAACAACAAGCUGGUUCCACCGCUGAUGACGGAGAUAGUGAUGAACGUGAACCUGAAGCCGUUUGCCGUCAACAUAACCAGCAAGGAGCCGUCCCUUUCGGCGUUCAGGACAUACGAGAUAAACUGCACGAGCUUUGGGUCGAGGCCGAAGGCUGUGAUAACGUGGUGGAAGGGUGAUCACCAGGUGAAGCACAUGGCAAGAAACUUUGCAGAGUUUCCAAACGUGACGAAAAGCAUCCUGAGCUACGUGCCGACUAUCGAGGAUGAUGGGAAGUAUCUGACAUGUCGAGCGGAGAACCCGGAAGUGCCUAACAGCGCUCUAGAGGACAGAUGGCAUUUGGUUAUCCAUUACCUGCCAAUCGUCACGAUAAGGAUAGGCUCGAGCAUAAACGCUCGUGAUAUAAAGGAAGGCGACGACGUUUACUUCGAGUGCAACGUCAAGGCUAAUCCAAAGGCCUACAAGCUUUCCUGGUUCAAGAACGGGAAAGAACUACAUCAAAACGUCUCGAUCGGUAUCAUAUUUAGCGAUCGUUCUCUGGUUCUUCAAAGUCUGACUCGCCAUUCGUCAGGCGACUAUACUUGCCUCGCAGCAAACACUGAGGGCAAGUCUUCCAGCGAGCCUGUCACCCUUGAGGUCAUGUACGCACCGAUUUGCAAGGAAGGAUCGGUGAUGCAGGUCGUCGGGGCGUUGAAACACGAAACCAUAUCCUUGUUCUGUGGCAUCCAAUCGCGGCCACCGCCGACCAAUUUUCACUGGACAUUCAACAAUUCUGGAGAACUUGUCGACGUACCAUCGACUCGUUAUUCGCAGGUAGAGACUGUCAGACUGUUUACCAACCAGUGGCAUGGCUCUCGUCUCAACUACACACCGUCCUCCGAAAUGGACUAUGGGACCAUCGCCUGCUGGGCCAGGAACCAGGUUGGCAGACAGAAGAACCCUUGCCUCUUCCAGAUCAUUGUUGCUGGUCGACCUUAUCCACUUCACAACUGCACUGCUGUUCAGUCCACUGGACCCUACGCCUACAGGAUGGGACUAGACGAGGGUAGAGUUACGGAUUCGCGUGAGGCUGAUUGGCUGAUAGUGAGAUGCACCGAGGGUUUCGACGGCGGUUUACCAGUCACGAGUUUCGAGCUAGAGGUUUACAGCGAGGAGACAGUUUCCAGGGCGAACACGAUAUUCUCCUCGAACCAGACGGACCGACUAGGGUCCCAAGGUCCGAUAUUCGAGGUUCCGGGCUUGGAACCAGGUCGAAACUACAGACUGCUGCUCUACGCAGUGAACGCCAAGGGGAAGAGCGACCCGGUUGUCCUGGAGCCGAUAACGCUGAAAGGGGUGGCGAUGUACACGACGGGACGAGAUUCCUCUGAAAACAAAAAGGACUACAGCCUGCUGGUGGCGUGUUUCGCCGGGGGUGUAACGGCAGUGUGCAUCCUGGUCGUGGGUGUGACGUUGACACUGUACCGUCGUAGCCACCCUUCGCGUCAGGGGAAGGUCCCGGAGGGUGUUGAUAGGGAUGUCCGUGAAUACAGCGAGUUGCGUGAAAAGGAUGAGAAGCGAGAGCCGCAGGACCUCCAGGAACCGUCGCAGGACGAAGAGCCCGACGUUAUCCCGAUAAAGGUCGACCGUCGGCCGGACAUCUUCGAGCCAACGUACGCGGCGAAACCGGAACGGAUAAAAAACUUGCCCUCGAACAUGGAGCGUUUCGGUUAUCCCUCAUCGCCAUCCUCCGUCCUCCACGGCAAGGACUCCUGGAUAUACUCGGAGGGUUUCACGGAGCGUCCUUCGCCCCCUUCGCCCCCGGAAAACCCCGUAAUCAGCCCCCUGCGCCCCAACACCCUUCCCGUCGUCCGCAAUCACGAUAACAUCUACACGAGGAGUUCCCGCGUUCAGGAAAGUUGUAUAUAAUCCUAU
Messenger RNA from Diprion similis, 2727 nucleotides. Its product is annotated as hemicentin-1-like. The coding region runs from base 133 to 2721 and encodes 862 amino acids. Gene Ontology annotation, molecular function: protein binding. NCBI's taxonomy places the organism in Eukaryota, Metazoa, Arthropoda, Insecta, Hymenoptera, Diprionidae. The record is from RefSeq and is a predicted model, not a curated record. The transcript is spliced from 9 exons.